Messenger RNA from Plasmopara halstedii, 423 nucleotides. RefSeq names its product Aspartic peptidase domain. The transcript has a single exon. The coding region runs from base 1 to 423 and encodes 140 amino acids. NCBI's taxonomy places the organism in Eukaryota, Oomycota, Peronosporomycetes, Peronosporales, Peronosporaceae. The record is from RefSeq and is a predicted model, not a curated record.
AUGGAAGAGGGUCUUCUUGAUGGAUCUAUUGCCAAAGAAGACGAUACGUCGGAUGAGUAUUCAGUACUGAUCAAUGGAGUUCUGGAAAUCUCCAUGUGUCCUGAUACUGGAGCGGAUAAUAGCAUUGUACCAGUCAAUUUUGUCAAAACAAUUCAAGAGCGGUGCAAGGACGUGAAGAUCUUGCCAAUUACAAACCCGCCGGUGGUCAAAGCAGCGGGACGGAAGCGACUGACGUGCACGUCGAUGGUGUUCCUGGACCUACAGAUCCGUGCAGCGGCUGGGCCAGGCAAUAUCCAUAACGUCAAGUGCUAUGUGUUUGAAGAAGGUGAUGACCACUUCAUGCUGGGCAGAGAUGUUCUGGAGGCGUUGGGAAUCAAUAUCAAGUCAAUUUGGAACAAUUGGCCAACACAAGCAUUGAAUUGA